Messenger RNA from Clonostachys rhizophaga, 711 nucleotides. Lineage: Eukaryota; Fungi; Ascomycota; Sordariomycetes; Hypocreales; Bionectriaceae. The record is from the annotation of a GenBank genome assembly.
AUGACCACCAACGACGACAUCACCAUCAACGCCCUGCGGCACUACACGGCAUGCGACGUUUCCGAUGCUCUUCUCAAGCUCAAGGUCGCCAAUGCCGGCUUCAUCCCGGACCUCUCUCUCUACACCACUCCUGACCCCUCCUCGUCACCCCCCGUAGUCACUAUCGCCCCCGUGUCGACAGUCCUGUUCGCUCCAAAGAGCGCCACUCCCGCUGCCCGCCCCUCCAACCUCCCGGAUCCUAACAUCCCCAAGGAUGUCCACUGGGCAGAUCUCACUCAGCCUGACACCCUGGUCGUCCUUCAGCAGCCUCCAUCCCAGGCCAACGCCAUCUGCGGUGGUAUCAUGGCCCUCAGGAUCAAGGUCCUCCGGGCCAAGGGCAUAGUCGUCGCCGGGAGGAUUCGCGACCUCACCGAGCUGCAGAGCACAGGCUUACCCGUUUGGGCGCGCGGAACGUCCACUGUUGGUGCCGGUGGAGGAAGCACACCCUGGGCUACUCAAGUCCCGCUCGACAUUGACGGCACUGCUGUGGCGCUAGGGGACCUGGCUGUGUGUGAUUCCGUCAACGGCGUCGUUGUCAUCCCCCGAGAUAGGGUGCAGCAGGUCCUCGAGCUGCUCCCCAAGCUCACUUCGGCUGACGAUAAGGCCAAGGAGGACGUUGCCAAGGGUGUGCCUGUCUAUGAGGCCUUCAAGCGACACAGAGGCAAUUUGUAA